This is a messenger RNA of Nelumbo nucifera (sacred lotus), 897 nucleotides long. RefSeq names its product D-Tyr-tRNA(Tyr) deacylase family protein. Gene Ontology annotation, biological process: tRNA metabolic process. The record is from RefSeq and is a predicted model, not a curated record. Gene Ontology annotation, cellular component: cytoplasm. NCBI's taxonomy places the organism in Eukaryota, Viridiplantae, Streptophyta, Magnoliopsida, Proteales, Nelumbonaceae. Gene Ontology annotation, molecular function: D-tyrosyl-tRNA(Tyr) deacylase activity.
AGGGGCGGUUUUGGUUUUGGUUGCGUUCGGUCUCUUUUCGACGCGCCUCCCGUAAAGCCCGUAAUCCUUCCGGCUUUUCCUCUGCAGAACGCAGUCAGCACUCAGCAGUAAGCACCCUGCACAACACAAAUUGGAGUGGGUGAAAGAGGGAGGAAGAAUGAGGACCAUAGUUCAGCGAGUCGCUUCUGCGAGCGUCGAGGUGGAAGGGCGCACAGUGUCAGAGAUUGGACCAGGUCUCCUCGUUCUCGUCGGCGUUCACGAAUCCGAUGUUGAAUCCGAUGCUGAUUACAUAUGCCGGAAGGUAUUGAACAUGAGAUUGUUUCCAAAUGACAAGACUGGAAAAGCUUGGGAUCAGAACGUUAUGCAGAGGAAUUACGGAGUUCUAUUGGUGAGUCAAUUUACAUUGUAUGGAAUUCUGAAGGGUAAUAAGCCGGAUUUCCAUGUGGCAAUGCCGCCUGAAAGAGCAAAACCUUUCUAUGCUUCUCUUGUUGAAAGGUUCCGAAAAGCCUACAAUCCAGAGUCGGUAAAGGACGGUGUAUUUGGGGCAAUGAUGAAGGUAAAUUUGAUUAAUGAUGGGCCUGUAACAAUGCAACUUGAUUCUUCACAGUCUUCCAAGAACAAAAACGAUACUGAAAGAGAAACAUAAUCAGUCAUCAGCUUGAUAUAAAUCCAGAUUCAGACCUAAAGUCAAAAUUCCUUGUCUGAAGAGUAAAUUCUAUGCAGCACAAUCAGAUAUGAAAAUUUUAUUGGCAUUGCCUAUCUUAUGUCUAAAUAUGAAUUGACAAACAGAUUGCAUUUGGCAAUUUGAUUUUGGGAUGCAAAUUGGACAGUUAUUUCAGAUUUCCAAGUUUGGAUCAGUUUAUUAAUGAAAAUUUUUCCUUCGAUCUCUUACCUUCA